ACAGUCGUCGCCGUCGUCGCGCCAAAGUAGUGAGAUCAGUUAUGGCCGGAAGAGAGCCUCGGCAUCUCCACCGCCUUCCCCAAAUCGUCAACACGACGGCCCUCGAGGACCGCGUCGAUCUCCAGCAACGCGAGAUCCAGUCCCUCCUCGGGGACAAUCAACGCCUCGCGGCCACCCACGUGGCGCUCAAGCAGGACCUAACCGCCGCACAGAGCGACCUCCGCAACCUGAAGGCCGUCGCCGGCCAAAUCAAAUCCGAGAGGAACGCCGAAGUCCGCGAGGUAUACGACAGGUCGUUGAAGCUGGACGACGAGCUCCGCGACCUGGACGCCAUGAACGCCGAGUUGACUCUGGUCCGGAACGACAUCGAGGACUUGAGCACGUCGCGGAUGGAGCUCGCGACCGAGUUGAAGACGAUCCAAGGAGAGAUUGAGAGGGCUCGGUCCGACGAGUCGAAGCAAAUCGAAGCCAUUAGAGACGAAAUUGAGACUUUGAAGCUGGAGAUUGAGAAAGGAAGGACUGCGGUUGAGAUUGAGAAGAAAACACGAGCUAGUAACCUUGAGCAUCGUCAAGCUAUGGAGAAUUAUAUGGCUAAGUUGGCUCUCGAAAUCGAAAAGCUUCAUGGGGAGUUGGCAAAUGCAGAGAAGAGAGCAAGGGCUGCAGUAGCAGCAGCAAAUCCAGGUUCUGGGUACCCUAUGGCUUAUGGCAAUGCCGAAAUGCUAUACGGAGGAAAUGCAUACCCUGAUCCCUAUGCCAUGCAUCAGGAAAAUCUGAGACUAUAACCAGAAUGCACCGAUCUCUGUAAUUGUGGGUAUUAGUAGAAAGUACAUAUGAUAACAUGGAGGUUGGGGUGAAAAGUUGUCCUGCAUGAUUGUUUUCACCAGAUGGAUAGCGAGUCACAAUGAUAUGUUUCCAAUGUGAUUAAUCAACUGUCAGGAAACACAAGUGUCUCGUUUGAUCAUGAUGACUAGGAUCAUUUGUAUCUUAAGAUCUCCAUAGACUAGCAAGAAUGAACUGCUUUGAGGUGAAGCAUGGUCAUCUAAAGAUAAAAAACAGAGAUGGAAGCUGUUAAAUCUUGAAGGUUAAAAGAUAACAAGGAAAACUUUGGCUCUCUUACUUGGAAACAUUGCCCAAAAUUACUGUAAGGUGCUAUACAAAAAACAUUUUCACUUGCAGUUGCAUUUUCACAUAUACCUGUAAUGUGCAAUUUAGAUAAUCCACUGUACUUAAAAAUAUCCUGCCAUGUAAUCUAAUAUUAUUAAAGUAUCAUAUCCAUUU
Messenger RNA from Rosa rugosa (rugosa rose), 1278 nucleotides. RefSeq names its product protein FLC EXPRESSOR. The record is from RefSeq and is a predicted model, not a curated record. The coding region runs from base 42 to 782 and encodes 246 amino acids. The transcript has 4 exons. Lineage: Eukaryota; Viridiplantae; Streptophyta; Magnoliopsida; Rosales; Rosaceae.